Messenger RNA from Anopheles nili, 617 nucleotides. RefSeq names its product general odorant-binding protein 56d-like. Gene Ontology annotation, molecular function: odorant binding. Bases 39 to 446 code for a protein of 135 amino acids. Lineage: Eukaryota; Metazoa; Arthropoda; Insecta; Diptera; Culicidae. The transcript has 2 exons. Gene Ontology annotation, biological process: sensory perception of smell. The record is from RefSeq and is a predicted model, not a curated record.
CGUCGUUUAACCCACCCCAAAAUACAAAACCCCACACAAUGAAAGCUUUCGCUAGUCUCGUCAUCGCCAGCGCUCUCAUCGCUUGCGCCGUGGCUACUAUCACGGAAGAUCAGCGUGAAGCCGCCCGACAGCUAGCGGGAAAGUGUAUGCAGCAAACGGGCGCUUCAGAGGAUGAAGUCAACCGAUUGCGGUCUGGUGACACCGAGAAUGCCGAUCGCAACACGCGUUGUUUCGUGCAGUGCUUCUUCCAGGGUGCAGGGUUUGUCGAUCAGGAUGGCAACGUGCAGACGCAGGAGUUGACCGAGAAGCUGGCCAGCGAGUACGGUCAGGAGAAGGCCGACGAGUUGGUGGCACGUUGUCGCAAUAAUGCCGGUCCGGAUGCGUGCGAACGUUCCUUCCGACUGCUCCAGUGUUACAUGGAGAACCGAGCCACUCUGAUGUUCUAGGGUGCCCUAUUUAACCCUUGAAGAUCAACCCACCCAUUCGCUGGGAAGGGCAAGAUCAUCCCCUAAAGCUGCUCACCCAAAACUUUGCUGAAAAUGAUCUACGACCGGUACACGAAAUAGCAUCUCAAUCGCAUCGAAAUAAAGCCUCCUUGUGCACCUCCGUCGAAAGGC